Messenger RNA from Pimephales promelas (fathead minnow), 2447 nucleotides. It is a transcript of the gene wnt4, whose product is annotated as wingless-type MMTV integration site family, member 4. Gene Ontology annotation, biological process: cell fate commitment; neuron differentiation; canonical Wnt signaling pathway. Gene Ontology annotation, cellular component: extracellular region. NCBI's taxonomy places the organism in Eukaryota, Metazoa, Chordata, Actinopteri, Cypriniformes, Leuciscidae. The record is from RefSeq and is a predicted model, not a curated record. Gene Ontology annotation, molecular function: frizzled binding; cytokine activity.
UCAGAGUGGCAUCUACAGGGGUCACCAAACCGAGCUUAACUUCACGUUGACAUGAAUUAACUGCAUGCGCAGGACCAGGACUGUCAUUUAGACUCACUUUACCGGCGGGACCGCGCGUGGUUCAUCUUUACCUGAUGCUGCGUAAAAGUGGACCGUGGAAACCGCUGCACGCGCUCUGAAGAAAUCGCGUCAGAGGAUACCGCUCAGUGUGAUUUUACAAACUCUUUGAGCACUUGCGCUUGUUCUUACGCGGAGGCAAGAACUGUUGAUCCGGACAGACCUGCUUCUCAUCCAAAUGGAUGCGCAAUAAUGGAUUAAUGCAACUUUUCCGCGCAGUUCCCCUGACCUGACAAACCCCUCCUGAGGAUUUUAUCCCGGCAACCUUUACCUGAUUGUGUCCUCUCUUCCUCUCAAGAUGUCAUCGGAGUAUUUGAUAAGGUCACUGCUUAUGCUCUUUCUAGCACUCUUCUCCGCCAACGCGAGCAACUGGCUAUACCUGGCAAAGCUGUCCUCAGUGGGGAGCAUCUCUGAUGAAGAAACCUGUGAGAAGCUCCGAGGACUCAUCCAGAGGCAGGUGCAGAUCUGCAAGCGGAACGUGGAGGUGAUGGACGCGGUCCGCAGGGGAGCCCAGCUCGCCAUCGACGAGUGCCAGUUUCAGUUCCGCAACCGCCGCUGGAACUGCUCCACGCUGGAGAGUGUCCCUGUGUUCGGGAAAGUGGUCACACAAGGUACCAGAGAAGCUGCGUUUGUGUACGCUCUAUCUGCUGCUAGCGUAGCCUUCGCAGUGACCAGAGCCUGCAGCAGUGGAGAGCUGGACAAGUGUGGCUGUGACCGCAAUGUGCACGGUGUCAGUCCAGAAGGUUUCCAGUGGUCAGGAUGCUCAGAUAAUAUUGCAUAUGGGGUUGCUUUUUCCACGUCGUUUGUGGACAUCAGGGAACGAAGUAAAGGCCAGUCCUCCAACAGAGCCCUAAUGAACCUUCACAAUAAUGAGGCAGGGAGGAAGGCGAUUCUGAACCACAUGCGAGUGGAAUGCAAGUGCCACGGUGUUUCGGGCUCCUGCGAGGUGAAGACCUGCUGGAAAGCGAUGCCGCCGUUCCGCAAAGUGGGCAACGUCAUCAAGGAGAAAUUCGACGGCGCCACAGAAGUGGAGCUGCGGAAAGUGGGCACCACCAAGGUCCUGGUUCCACGAAACUCGCAGUUCAAGCCGCACACGGACGAAGAUCUGGUGUACCUGGACCCGAGCCCAGACUUCUGCGAGCACGACCCCAGAACGCCGGGCAUCAUGGGAACCGCGGGGCGCUUUUGCAACAAGACCUCGAAGGCCAUCGACGGCUGCGAGCUCAUGUGCUGCGGUCGCGGCUUCCACACCGAGGAGGUGGAGGUGGUCGACCGCUGCAGCUGCAAGUUCCACUGGUGCUGCUACGUCAAGUGCAAACAGUGUCGCAAGAUGGUGGAGAUGCACACGUGCCGGUGAUCCAGGUGGCACGACUUCCCCUCAACACGCACAGGGAGACUAGGCAAAUCCACACAAGGGAAGACAGAGACAUUCCCAAGCAACAAAAGAGGAACAUGUCAUACAUGAGACUAUACAUAUCCGACGUCCCAAUUGAGAGUAUUUUUCUCUCUCCUCGUUCUGUUUUUAAUUGCAGUUGCUCUCUUAUUUUUAUAUAUAUAUAUAUGUAUAUUUUUUAACUUAUUGCAAUCGAAUAGAGAGUGAAUUUUUAAUGUGACGCGCACCAGAGGAGUGCCAUUGGGAACGGGGUUACCGACAGAUGUUGACCCGGCAGGAUAUGGAGAAAGGUCAAUGUUUUAAAAGCUGCUGCUUUAGGGCUUCAUCUUGAAAGAUGGGAACUAUCGAAACACUACGCGCCGAGACGCGCUCCGGGCGUACGUGUACUUUCCAUACUCGUUGCCAUUCGUUCCUGUGAUGCUGCUUGAAUUCAAGAAUCACUCACCGAUAGCGUAUACAGCUGAGUGUUAAAGCGAGCCCUGCUCCGAACCAACUCCGAACCGGGCGGAGUGGAAAUAUCACAAGUGUUAACGAGCCGUUCAAAAGGAGCGCUUUGAAAAUAAAGUCGUAGCUAGUGGCGCAGACUGAUCGUUGGUGCUGAGCUGCAACCAUGCAUCUGGCGCAAAACUGACAAACAUAAAUUGUUUACCCGCUUGGACCGACCAUGGAUUCUGUGCACGACGACUCUAGCACUUUUCCUCUCCAGACGCACAUACCACAAAUAAACAAAUCCCCCAGCAUUCCCUGCUCCAUUAGUCAGACUGAUUAUUUAUGGCGACUAUGUACGAUACCAUAACUCCAAGCUUCUCUAUAGUACAACUUGCUAUCCAGUAUGCUUUUAAAAGAAACAUAGGUUUGUAAAGACUUAUACACUGAAGAGGACUUUAUUUCAUAUGAAUGUAUGUUAAAAUGAAAUAUAUGCUGUGUCAAAGACUGA